AAUUCAGCUGCGGCCACACGCGCUUUGUUUUCCUCAAAAAUUGUAAAUUUAUACAGAUUUCCUAUUACUCCGAUAUUUUACUGCAUUUAAAAUAUCCAGAGCAACCCACAAAGCCGCCACAACACAAACAACAACUGAAAAUGUUGUGCUAUCUUAAUUCUGCCAGCUAAUUUGUUAUGAAAGUGUUUCGCUCAACCGGCGAGACUUCGAUGCGAAAUAAUUUGCCAAAUUAGAUUUGCAAACGGAACUUACAAUGCACGCGGUGGUGAACACGUGCCGCCUGUGCCACCGCGAGGUGGAAGCCGACUCCCCCAACAUCUUCGAGAGCUCCCUGGAGUUCUGUAGUGAAUUGUCCAUUGCCGAGAUCUCGCAGCAUCUUUGGGCCGUUCACUACGAGCGCCAUGAGCUCUUGCCGGAGCUGGUGUGCCCGGAGUGCCUAGAGCUAUUGUUCGAUGCAUUCGAGCAUCGCAAGGGCAUGCUGGAGCGGGAACAGAGGCUGCAGGAGCAGCUAAAGGACAUGAUGAAAACGGAUCCCAAGUACCGGCCCGGCUUCAAUGGUAAUCCUGGUGAAUUCGAACCGGAGGAGGACUGCGAGAUUGUGGACGUGGAUCCGGAAAAGCUGUCGGAGACCAGUGAAGAAGAGUUCCUGCCUUGCUCGGAGGGGGAUUACGAAAACUUUGAGGAAGACGACGACGAAGAGGAGGAGGAUUUCGAUGAGGAGGACGAAGAAGAGGGUCAGAAUGGCGAGGACGCUGACAUGCCUUUGGGCAUGGAUGCCGCCCAGAUGGCACAUAUGGAGGCGGAAAUGAAAGCCAACAACGCUAAUACUGAUCCCAACUCUGGGGUGAAACCUAAGCGUGCCUUCCUCUGUCAGUACUGCGAUCUGGGCUUCACCUUGCCCUCCGAGUGCCAGCAGCACGAGAAGAGCGCCCACGACCCGGCUGCUCCGUACUGCUGUACCUUCUGCAACCUCCGAGUGGACGCUCGUACCACACUAAUUUCGCACAUCAAGUCGCUGCACGAUGCCGAGCGUCCGUAUGUUUGCGCGCAAUGCCGGAAGGGAUUCGUGCGUCGCUCCGACUUAAAGAAGCACACGAUUGUGCAUACGGGCGUGCGACCCUAUACCUGCAACGUAUGCUCAAAAAGCUUCUCGAGAAACACCAACCUGAACAAGCACAUGCGCAUCCACAGCGGCGUCAAGCCGUUCGUGUGCCAACAGUGUCCGCGAUCAUUUCAGACGGCCGUGGAAUUGAUGAGCCACUCACGCUCCCACUCCGAGGUAAAGGCUUACCAGUGUGGCCGCUGUCCAUACUCCUUUUCGCGCAAGGAUAAGCUUAUGGCGCACCAGCAAGUCCAUACCAGGCGCGACGUUGAGGAGCAGCAGAAGCAAUUGGGGCUUCUGCCGCCCGGGGAAGGUGACCUCGCGCAACUCCAUCAACAGCAACAACUGCAACUCCAGCUUCAGGCCAAGCCAAAGGCUCCAACGCACUCAAAGUCUUCGCGCAAUUUCCGCUGCGACGUCUGCGACAGGUCCUUCCAGAGAGAGCGCGACCUGCAGCGCCACAGAGCCCUACACAUGGACACGCUGUUCGCCUGCAAGAUUUGCAAUCAGGGAUUCAACCGGCGAGAGCAACUGCAGCGUCAUGAACUGGAGGCUCAUGGGCCUAGCUAUACCUGCAGCAUCUGCUGCAUCAACUUUCUGUAUCAGGUGGAGCUGGAGAACCAUCUAAAAGUCCAUCAACUGCAGCACAAAAUGGCUCAAAGUGCCCAAGAGGCCAUCAAUGCUGCCGCUAGUCUGCCCCUCAAAAAGGUCGAGCAGGCUCCAGUGGCUGUAAUGCCUCCGGUGAUUCAGCCCUCGGCUGCCGAACUCUCCUUCUACAGCAACAUGAUUCCAACCAUGAAUCUUGGUUUUUACAGCGAGACUCGUCCGGAGGAGUAGAAAUAGAGGUAUCUAGGAUGCAAAGUUACAGUUAGUGUGGUAAGAACUUAUAUAUUUAUACACUUGGGGUUUCAUCUUGAAGAUUCGUAGCCAAAUAUAUUUAUACUUGGCCAAAUAGAAAGUAGAAAGCUGAAAUAAGAUUUAUAUUUAUAUUGAAACUCUAAGGUUUUUAAUAACUUUUAAUAUUUUUAAGUUUAAAGUGAAUUUCCAACAGUUUACUUUCUAAAAUAUUUUUCUUUUUUAAUUUUGCAAAUGCAGAAGAUAAAAAAAAACCAAGUAAAAGCAAGGUCUCAACAAAAAACAAAUGAUUCAUGCAAAGUUACUUUAUAUUCAUAUUAUACAGUAUCUAGAUUUUAUAUAUUUUCAUGGCGGCCAUUUAUUUGUCAAUUACUGUUCUAAAUAAAUAGUAUUGAAAUAAUAUUA
This is a messenger RNA of Drosophila kikkawai, 2362 nucleotides long. RefSeq names its product piragua (gene prg). Gene Ontology annotation, molecular function: zinc ion binding. Gene Ontology annotation, biological process: regulation of gene expression. The record is from RefSeq and is a predicted model, not a curated record. NCBI's taxonomy places the organism in Eukaryota, Metazoa, Arthropoda, Insecta, Diptera, Drosophilidae. Gene Ontology annotation, cellular component: nucleus.